AUGUCUGGGACGGCGGCUCCUACACGCCCCAGCCUCUCAUGGCGACUCGGCUCCCUGGCGGUGGUGAGCUCUGUGAGCGCCCUGGCCAGAGGCUUUCUCUAUGGGUUCAACAGCGUCGAGGUCACGGGGUUGAACAACCUCUUGGGCGUGCUCGACCGGCGGAAACUCCCUGGCGGACGGGAGAGGGGACUGUUGACAGUCUGCAAUCAUGUUGGCGUACUCGACGAUCCGGUCAUCUGGGGCAUCCUCCCCAUGCGCUAUGCGCUCGACGUCGAGAACAUGCGCUGGAGUCUAGGUGCCCACGACAUAUGCUUCAGAAAUGCCGCAGCUUCAAAGUUCUUCAGUCUGGGCCAAGUCCUCCCCACGCAUCGAUACUGGCACUCCUCACACGGCGGGCCCCAUCAGCCCACCAUAAGCCAGGCCCUCAAGCUGCUCACCAGGCCCUCACCAACAGCUGGCCCUGAAUCACCGACAUACUCGACCAACGGUAAAGACUCGUUCCUCGCGCCCGCAGCGUACUCGGCCUACCGCAACGCCUGGGUGCACGUCUUCCCCGAAGCGUGCUGCCACCAGAAUCCAGAGAGCACGUUGCGGUACUUCAAAUGGGGUGUCUCACGCCUCAUCCUCGAAUCGGACCCGGCGCCCGAGUUCGUCCCCAUGUUCGUGCACGGCACGCAGCUCAUCAUGCCCGAGGACAGGGGCUGGCCACGCUUCCUGCCCCGCAUCGGCAACAAGAUCCGCUUCAUCAUAGGCGAGCCGACGGAUGUGGACAGGCUGUUUGGUGAGCAGAGACGGAGGUGGAGGAAGCUCGUCGCCAACAGCGACCCGGACGCCCUGCGCGACAGCCACGAGGCAUCGCAGCUGAGGAGGGAGGUCGCCAAGGGCGUGCGCGACGAGGUGGGCAGGUUGAGGGAGAAGCUGGGACUGGCGCCCGAGCAGGACGAGACGGCGGCCUUGGCCGAGACGUGGUCCAAGGAGCCCAACAAGCGUAAAUUCAAGAGCCCUGUCGACGGGAGCCUGACCAACCGGAAUAUGUAA
Emericellopsis cladophorae is the source of this 1038-nucleotide messenger RNA. Its product is annotated as Lysophosphatidylcholine acyltransferase-like protein. NCBI's taxonomy places the organism in Eukaryota, Fungi, Ascomycota, Sordariomycetes, Hypocreales, Bionectriaceae. The transcript is spliced from 3 exons. The record is from RefSeq and is a predicted model, not a curated record. Bases 1 to 1038 code for a protein of 345 amino acids. Gene Ontology annotation, cellular component: mitochondrial membrane. Gene Ontology annotation, biological process: inner mitochondrial membrane organization; cardiolipin acyl-chain remodeling. Gene Ontology annotation, molecular function: 1-acylglycerophosphocholine O-acyltransferase activity.